This is a messenger RNA of Nannospalax galili (Upper Galilee mountains blind mole rat), 1996 nucleotides long. It is a transcript of the gene Tafa1, whose product is annotated as TAFA chemokine like family member 1. Gene Ontology annotation, molecular function: receptor ligand activity. The transcript is spliced from 5 exons. NCBI's taxonomy places the organism in Eukaryota, Metazoa, Chordata, Mammalia, Rodentia, Spalacidae. Gene Ontology annotation, biological process: negative regulation of microglial cell activation; neuroblast differentiation; positive regulation of microglial cell activation. The coding region runs from base 474 to 875 and encodes 133 amino acids. The record is from RefSeq and is a predicted model, not a curated record.
AGAGAGGAGGGAUGUAUUGAAACAGACUCUGGCUACUUCCAGCACCGUAUAGCAGCUCUGCUCCUACAUUUCCCUGCCUAACUCUGUUCUGAAUGUACUAGAGAGGGGAUGGUCCGGCCGGGACUAUAAACUGCUUCUCUUGGGAAACUACAUUAGCUCACCGUUACUUCAAAGGUCUCGUCAGGCAGAGGUGACGCCAGGAAAUGAUUUAAAGGUGAAAAUGACAAGGUUUCCACCCCUCAAACCCUGGCUCCUUUUCUGACAAUACCGUGAAUGAACCGAUGUCUCCUUUACCGUGGAAAUAGGAUCGGAAGAGGGAAGCAUUUUCUCCCUUAAUUCUUGAUAAAGAACGUUGUUGGGAAGCUCUGUCUCUGAAAAUCUCAGAAUUGUGGCACAGAUGGAUUUUAAAAAGUGUUAACUCUUUCCAAUGAGCGCUAAGACAGCCCCCUGCUCUUGGCUGGAUUUUUCAGAGAAUGGCAAUGGUCUCUGCGAUGUCCUGGGUCCUGUACUUGUGGAUAAGUGCUUGUGCGAUGCUGCUCUGCCAUGGAUCCCUCCAACACACCUUCCAGCAGCAUCACCUGCACAGACCAGAAGGAGGGACCUGUGAAGUGAUCGCAGCCCAUAGAUGUUGUAACAAGAACCGCAUAGAGGAGCGGUCGCAAACAGUGAAGUGUUCCUGUCUACCUGGAAAAGUGGCCGGAACAACAAGAAAUCGACCUUCCUGUGUGGAUGCUUCCAUAGUGAUUGGGAAAUGGUGGUGUGAGAUGGAGCCCUGCCUAGAAGGAGAAGAAUGUAAGACACUCCCUGAUAAUUCUGGAUGGAUGUGUGCUACAGGCAACAAAAUUAAGACCACAAGAAUUCAUCCAAGAACCUAACAGAAGGAUUCGUUGUAAAAAAUUAACAAAAGGGAGGAAAACCAACCUGUGGAAAAUACAUUUUGAAAAUUGAAAGCACUCUUACACACUUACAAGCAAAAUGGAUCUCUUAUUUGCACUUUGACUGGUUACCAGGUAAUCACAGUGCAUUUCCUGUGUGAAACAAAACAUCCCAUAAUAAGAAGAGUCGGAAUCUUUUGGCAACACCAUGGAAAGUGGGUUUAAAGAAAGAGUUUUCUCGGUGAAAUUUUUGGGAAUCAUGAAGAACGAUCAACUAUCUUCAAAUUUGGAUCUACCAUUACUUUGUACCAUUUGAAAUAUAUGUACAUAUAAUAUUUUGAAAUAUGAUAUAUUCUCUUCAAGAAAUGAACAGCACCACAGUGUGAGAUGGCUGGUGUGUCCCUUUCCGUUUUGGAUGUUUGGUUGGUUUUGUCUUAUUUGCCAUUACGUUCUCUCUUGGUGGGUGAGGAAGAUAUGUGCCAAGGUGAGAAUCCAACAUGGCACUGUUCCUGGAAGGCCGGCUGCAGGUGGACUCCUGGAAUCUGAGGCAUCCUAAUGAUACUGAGUCAAGAGCUUCCUUCUGUUUUUACCGGAUGGCCCAAAGAAGCCAAUCGUCUUGUUUUAUUGCUUUCAACCCUGUGCAAUAUUAGCAUGCAAGCUCGGCUUACAUAACCAUACUUUAUAUUCAAUUGAUAUAUAAUAACCGUUUUAACCUCUUCCAGGAAAAUAUUUUUAGAACUACUAGCUUUUUCCACAGAUAAACAAAUGAGGAUUGUUGAGGGAGCUGCUCCACCAUGCUAUUAAGACUCUUGCAGGAUGGUAGGCUGUAGAUCCCUGUAUUACUGAGUCCUGUAAAUACAAUGUCUUGGGGCUUUGUAUAGCUGUCCUAGACUGCAGAAGCAUCCUCGAUUAAAUCCAAAGUCUGCCAUUGUUAACUACAUAGUGCUGUAGCAACAAGUCUUAUCAUGGCACCUCUUUCUAUGUUUGAUUUGCUUUUUCCUAGAGUAUUUAGCUCUCCUCUGGUGAGACAGGAUGGCUAUGAAAGCAAUUAAGUUUCACAAUGAUCUAUGUGACCACGUGUUGGACAGCCCUAUUAAAGUGGUAAAUAACUUCUUUCUAAA